Molecule: messenger RNA, 677 nt
Organism: Chlamydomonas reinhardtii
Lineage: Eukaryota; Viridiplantae; Chlorophyta; Chlorophyceae; Chlamydomonadales; Chlamydomonadaceae
Exons: 4
Coding region: 125-412 (95 amino acids)
Source: RefSeq, a predicted model, not a curated record
CACCUCCCCUGGUCGCUGCCGCGGCACGGCCAGCGCGCUGCACGACGGCAUUAUCCCGGGACCCACGGGACCAGAACCCCAGAACGGAACCGCUGCUGUUCUCUGCCGCGGCCUCAUGAGCAGCAUGCAUCGGCACGGCCGGCGGGGCCGGGCUCGGGAGCAGGCGCAGGUGCUGAUGACUCUGGCGGCGGCGGAGUGCGCUGGCCGCGACCCGGUGGCCUGGCUCAAGUCCCACGUGUUCACGUGCUCUGGCGGCCACCUGUACGUGAUCGGCGAGUGCGGCAGCCCGCAGGUGUCAGCCAAGUGCCCCGAGUGCGGCGCGGCGGUCGGCGGCCAGAACCACCUGCUGGGCCCAGGCAACUCCCUGGCGGUGCACCUGGUGCAGCAGCUGCUGGAGGGGGGCGCCGAGUAGCGGAGAGUAACGGAGAGUAGCGGCAGGCAGGCAGCAUAGCGGCAGCAGCCACUGCCGCACGAGAGGGGGUAGGCAACAACAGCAGCAGUAGCAGGCACCGACGUGUGAGCAGGAUGAGCUAAGACCAGUUGCGGAUGAGCCACGACGGCCGUGGGUGGAAGCUGGAGCGGGGGCCAAGUAGGGCGGUUUCGAGGACCAUGAUCAGCGCCUGCUUGUGUGGCUAUGACAAACCUGGUGUUACUGCGCAUCAAGAGCAUGUCUUGAG